Zeugodacus cucurbitae (melon fly) is the source of this 9442-nucleotide messenger RNA. RefSeq lists its product as uncharacterized. Lineage: Eukaryota; Metazoa; Arthropoda; Insecta; Diptera; Tephritidae. The transcript is spliced from 5 exons. The record is from RefSeq and is a predicted model, not a curated record. Bases 391 to 8547 code for a protein of 2718 amino acids.
CAAGUUGGCAGAACUGCUUGAAAAUGGCUAACGCCAAGAAUCGCGAUUUUUUUGUUUGGGAAACGUGCGUCUUAAAAACAUAAAUUUUGUACAUUAGCAAAGCUGUAAAUCAUAUUAUUUUAUGAAAAAUAUUGAAACUAAAAUACUAGUUAACGUUUGUGUGUAUUAAAAACGCUACAGAAGAAAUAUUGUGCUGAAAAUACUGAAUUGAAAUUUUUGCAAUUGGAAGCAAAUUUACGAAGUGAAUUUUGUUGGUUGUGUGCCUCUCAGCCACGGUUGUGGUCGUCAUUGGUUGGUCGGCUCUGCGAGCGCUGGCGAGUGGCAGCAGGAUUUCACAAAUCGUAACUCAAUCCAACCACAUUUACUAUUAUAAGAAAUGUUGAGAUCAUAAUGGAAACCAUGGAAACCUCCAAUGAACGAGUGGACAGUAUUGACUCUAAGGGCGACUCAGCAGCUUCAAGUAAUCAAUAUGUGGACGAUGAGAGUCAGGGAGAUGCGAAUUUAAAUGAAGAUUUAAAAACUGAAUCCACAAUAACUUUUCUUGAUAAAGAAGUAGGCGCAACGCAGGAUAAUGAUGCUUAUAAUGACACAAGGAAGCAGGAUGAUGAAGAAAAUUCAAUAACAGAGGAUGGCAUGAGCACAGAUGCUAUAAGUUUUGACAACUCAACAAUUCUACCAAAGGCUUCAAAUGAUACUGAUUACGAUGAGAAGUUGGUUAAAUCACCGCCAACAAAAGGUGAAGCCGAGUGUUCCCAUGACUCCAUUGAGCGAGAGAAAAAUAAUAUUCGUGAAAUUCAUAACGAAUUAAAAACUCCUAUAGCAGAAUUAGCAAAUGAAUUACCAUCAAAAGAAAAUAAAGAUUUCAAAACUGCGGCCGCAGAAAUUUCUCAACAAAAUUACGAAAAUUCACUUAGAUGCCAGAACCACGAUUUCAUAAGUGAAGUUAAAGAAAACAAUACCCGUUUCCAAUAUGAUGACGCAGAAGAUUCCACGGAUAGCAGUAUUGUGGAGAAUAGUGCAGUGGAGCAAGAAGAUAAAACCAAUUUAUCUACAUAUGGUGUCGAAACUACCGAUGUAGAUAAGAUUGAUCAAAGGGAUGAACAGAAACCGGAGGUUUUGGAAAACGACCUCAAUGUCGAAGAAAAUGAAAACCUGAAAGAAAAUAUUGCAGCAAACGAAGAUAUUUCCUUUCAAAGUAUUUCCGACAUCAAUGAGGAGGGAAACGAAAAUUUGAAAGAAAAUAUUGUGGCAAACGAAGAUAAUACCUUUCAUAGUAUUCCCGACCUCAAUGUAGAGGAAAACGAAAACCUGAAAGAAAAUAUUGCAGCAAACGAAGAUAAUUCCUUUCAAAGUAGUGAAAGCAAUACCAAACAGACUUCAUCACCACUCAACCCAAAUGACGAUUUCUUAAGUGAAGAGCCACCAGUAAAUGCGAAUUCCGUGGAAAGUUGCAAUGCUAUGGAUACACAAGAAGAUAAUGAUCAAGAUAGCGAUAUAAAGCAUAUUGAGGUUUCAGAAAACAAUAAUACUAACGAAGAACAAGAAAAUAAAAGUGAACUCAUCCAUGAAGAUUCUAAUAUCACAAGAAAUGAUGUGAGUGACGAAGAUAUGUGUAAAGAAGUAAAAGAAAUUGAAAUAGUUGGCGAAGAAAGUGUACAAGCACCUGAGAAUGUAGCUAUUGACAGCAAUGUUAAAAACGAUGAGAAAAGUGAAGAAGAUGCAAUGAUGAAAGAUACACUAAUUAGCAAAGUAUUGACGAUGAAAGAUAAAGACACAUUGUUAGAUUCAAAAAGUUGGAUACAAGAAAUUAAUGUGCAAACGCCAGUAAAGUUGAACGGUGAUCACAAAAUGACCCCAACGUCGAUAUGGGACGCGCAAAAGGAUAAUAGCACAGAACUUGAUACACAAUUGGAAGCUAAACCAUUGGAAGUAACUGAUGAAGAGCAACCAAAAGCUGUAGAACUGGAAGACUUGGAAAUGUUUAAAAAUGAGUCAACAAUACCUACUGCGGUUGAAACUAAACAAGACGAUGAUAUGGAAUUAGAUAUUGACAAUAAACAGGACGAAACGGGAUUAUCUAAUCUGUCAAUGAGUGCAGAAAGUCAACAGAGCCAAGUUAAUUGCGACGAUGAAAACAGUCACUGUUCAUCUCUAGCAUCCAUUGAAUCUAAUUCAACGGCUACAUCCUCUUCGCAACAGCUUGUUAUCGAUCAACCCAUGGAUGAAUCGGAGGCUGCUGCAUCAGUUGCAAGUAUUGGUUUGGGACAAAUAAAUUCAAUAACACAAUUAAAGGAUAAGCCAGACAAAGUAAAUAUUUCAAAACCGUCAUUGAAAAGAAAACUAAGCGAAUCUAGUGAAACUGGCUUAUCACCGCAACAUAAACAACCACAUAUAGAAUUAGCAACAAAUGACAACGAAAACAGUAGAUAUUCCUGUGAUAAGGAUCAGACUGAGGCAUUGCCUGAACUCAUUACAGAUGAACGCAAGUCCGAGGAGUUUACAGACAUUACCCAUAAGGCUGUUGCUGAACAAGUACCAUUUAAAUCAUUACUCUUACAGCAUUUACAAAAACCAUAUUCGACACCACCACCUACAGAGAAGUCCGAAGAUUUAGCGCCACCACUUUGCACACAACCACAGGAAACGACAUCAUUUGAUACAAAUCCACAGAAGCUGCCUGCGACGAAUGCAAAUUCCAAUGGAAAUACAACCACCUCCACAAAGUAUUUGUGUUUUAAAUGCAAAGUUGGUAGUUUUGUUUCAUUUGCGGCAUUAAACGAACACCAACGAGAAUGUCUGGCGGAUACACGCCUAUUACCAGCAAUAUUGAAUGAAAAUACUAGUCUAUUGCCUCUAACAAUUGCACCUCAACUUGUCACGCCACCAUCUUCGGCAUCUCCAGACGCUACAGUGGAUAUGGCAGCAAAAAAUGUUGUGCUACAAACCACAGCACUUUCAACUUUUAUACCGCCUCCCAUAGCAGAUGCAGCCGCUCAAAAGAAAAAAUAUUACAAAUGUUCCAGUUGUAAUACAUUUCACGAAAAUUGGAAUCUGUUUUUGCAUAUUCGUGACAAACACCAGCGCCAUAUGUGUUUGUACUGCAUACGUUUCUUUCCCACAGCAGAGAAACUAUCAGUGCAUUUGGAAAUCAAACACGAUCUGGAACAAAACCAUUUCAAUUCAGAGGAGGCGCUAAGGAAAAGUGUUUGCAUAGUAGACGGUACGCCUAGUGAGUCGCGGUUCCUAAUGUGCUGUACGUGUCAGCAUUUGUUUGAAGAAACUGAACCUUUUUCCGAUCACAAUUGUGCGGAAUUCAUGAAACCCUGUACACUAUGUGGACAGAAAGGUCGACACAGCAAUCAAUGUAAAGCGCAUCCAGACGCAAAACGUACUUCGAAGACAAAGAAACGAUUGAAGAAAUCAAUCAGUGAAGCACCAAUAUCCGAUCCAGCUAGAAAUCAGAAAUUAGUGCCGCCAAUACCGUCAGUUGGUACCGUUUCAAAUGUAACUGCUUUUAACUGUGAUAUCAACCAGAACAGUCAGACCACGGUGGAGGCACCAAGACCAGUACCGGAUAUACCGUUGCAUAGCGAAGAUAGUAACAGCAGUAGCAAUAUGGUCAUCGAUGAAUCCUGCACAACAACACACAGCUCACUUGUGAAUCCAUUUAAAGAACUGGAUGAGCGUUGGCGCCUUGAGCAGCAAGCUCAAAAUAAAACCGAAACGAACACUUUCUCUGCGAGAAAUCCGUCACCAGUCGAGCCGAAAUUAAUAGUGCCGAAAUUUAAAUUAAGAGUGCCAAAAGAGUUCCAGAAAUCGGUUGAUGUGGCACUUAGCUCCGAGGAAAGCGAGGCGGAUGAAGAGGAGGAAGAGCAUGAAAGUGCAGUGCAUGGAACUGGUGAAAAGCCACAGACGACAAAUCACAAAAAGGACUAUAAUAUAACAGAAACUACGACAGCUUUUCUAAAUGAAAACAGUGUACAUUUAAAUUCGGACACUAAUAGUGCAGUUGCAAUAGCUGACGGACAUGCACUGUCACAAAAACGCAUGGACGACGAUAACAGUCAAGAAAGUCGUUCGAUGGAUAAGGAAUGGUUGGACGGCACUAGUCCGAACCUUGUGCGCAUACUACAAGAAAUUGAACGCACUAAAUUGGACAUACAGCGCACAAAAGAAACACUGCAUCAUACACCAAAAGCGAAGCAAGAGGUGUCUGAGGAAGCGUUAACAACAUCAGCGCAAAAUGCACGCAACUGGACACCUACACCGCCCACUUCACCAAAGCAAGCACGUUGGCCAACACCAAGUGAACCUCAGAAAGACACUGCUAAUCCCUAUACAGAAGCAGUACAACCAGUGUUACUACCACAAGAUAGCCAACCAUUACAGCGAAGAGAUUCUGCAGGAAGUGAUGCAAUGGAUAUUGAUGAGACAAUUACGGCAACAUUGCCACAGCAACCACCAAGAGAAACCGAGGAGCAUGCGCUCAAUGUUGACGCCAGUAGCACAAGCCAGGAAUUGAACACUUCAUCGGAAAGCAGUUCCACAGUGAACAUUUUGAACAGCAGCGCUGAUGUAGCACCUAGUCCAAUACCGCGAGCACAGUUAAUGGACGUUGAUCUUUCACCAAUAAAACAGGAACAAGAAUUGAGCAACAAUGUUGGUAGAGCGACUACAGCAGACAUACAAGCGGAAAGUGAAGAAAUCAAAGAAAAUUUGCUGCCUGCGGACGGAAUUGAAGUGGCGGGCGAGGAUAUUUUAGCAACCGAUUUGCAGCUCGAUCGUCCAUUGGAAAAAAUGGAAAUCGUAGAAUUCCUGCGUACAUGCCUGCGCGCUGUGUAUCCGCUUUGUUUGUACUGUAAUCAUGCGCGGCGCAUCGCCGUGAAUGGACACAGUCUUGUGCUCCAUAUGCUUGCGCAACAUCGCUUCAAUGCCACUGUGGACAGCAUCACGGCAGAGGAGUUGAAACCAGACACAAUUUGCGCUAAAAUGAAGACCUUUCUGCCCGUACUGGAAAAUGAAUUUUUCAAUUCAUCGAGCUACUGCACGAUGGGUGAAGGCGAUUUCUCACAUAUGGCUAAUGAAAGGAUCUUUGAGUGUUUUCAAUGUCGCUUCGUCACAUCUACCCAUAAAGAACUGUAUUUACACAAUAGAAAGAUGCAUCUAAAAACCGCUAUACUCUGUUUUAUGUGCCGUUCGAAUUUCUUCAGUUUCAGUGAGAUUUUGUGUCAUAUUUGCCCAGGCGCACCAAAUAAAACGCCCGUCUUCGAUGUGAAGUUCCGCUGCUGUCUGUGCGAAGUCGACAACAUACCAUCGCCGUUCCGUUUGAUGGUGCAUUUGCGCAAACGGCACUUUGCUUGUGAUGUGUGCUUGGAGGAUUGCCGUGAUCAAGGGCGGCUCUCGUCACACGUGUGGAAACAUAAAUUGCAUCAUCUGUGCUACCGUUGUGGUAUUGCGUACAGAAACAAAAUGGAUAUUACCAAACAUCUGUUUUGGAAACACGGCACUGAGAGUAUAAUUUGCAAGAGAUGUUUACAAAAGCGCUGGCGUCAUGUAUAUCACUUCUGUGUGCCGCCCACCACCUUCAAUUGUGAGGUGUGCAAUUUGUGUUUCUCAAAGGCUAUGUAUUUGAAGGUGCACCAACGUUUGCAUAGCGGCGAUCUGCGUUAUCCCUGCAGCGAGGAGAAUUGCGAUGAAAAAUUCAUAUCACGCAGACUGUUGCUAAAGCAUACCGCCACACAUUUGCAACAGGAAAUGCAUGCAGCCGCUUUGGAACAAAGCUCAAACCACGAUGCUGAAUGUAAAUAUAAGGAAAAGGGAGAAUCUGAGGUGGAUGGUAACAAUGAAAGAAACAACCUCGCCCUUGAACGUACUAAUAAGUCAGAGGAUACCACAGAUAUUAAAAAAGAAAUUACUGAGUCUAACACCGAACCAAAUACACCUGUGAAGUGUGAAGAGAAUGAUGGUAAUUAUAAAGAGGAUGCAGAAUUUAAGUCUGGCGCCAACGCUGAUGUAAAAAGUGCUGAUCUUUCGAAGGAUGAGAAAGCGCGACCUGAACAGGAUAAAAAUGAGGAGACUCCACGCAAAAAGAAAAAGAAGAAUAAGCGUUCCAAAGAAUCUCUGGAAGAUUUGAAUCUAAUUGCGCCGAAUCUCUCAGAGAGCGAUAGUAGCGAAGAAUCGGAUGCAGACAGUAAAUCGAAAGGUGAUGACGAUUCACUCGUUCCUAAAGUGAUGCUAUCACCACCUUCCGAGGCUGAGAAUGACAUGGAAGAACUAAAGUCUUCUAAGAUGGAUGGCCAGCAAGCGGCAGGCAACAAAGAAUCUUCAUUGGAGGAUGCGGAAAAUGUGGAUACUGCUGGCACCGGUAAAGUUUUGGAAAUUUGGAAAAACUUUUUGCAAGCUCAACAGGGAAUCGGUACAGAAGCUGCACUUAAAACCGAAGCAGACUAUGAUGAAGACAAUUAUCCUACACCGCGUUUACUACAUGUUGCCUACUCGGAUCAUGAUUAUUGCCAGCUGUUCCGUCCACCAACUCCAUCGCCACCGGUUGCGCCUGUAAAGGCGGCUUCUCCCUUGGCUACACCAUCGCCAACGAAGCGCAAUAAAGUUUCUAAAUCACCAAAACACUCAUCCAGUCGUCGUUCGGCAUCAAGUUCUUCCAGUGACUCCAGCUCCAGCUCAGAUUCAAGUUGUUCAUGCGGUUCAAAUUGUUCAUGCAGCUCUAGUGGUAGCGAUAGCAGUUCGAGUAGCUCCAGUUCAGAUGACAGUGAUUCGUCGCUUGCCUCUAACGCUUCACAUAAACGACAUCGUAAAAAAUCCGAACGCGAACGUUCAAGAAAAAAGAGCGAAAGUGUUUCGCCACUUAAGAAACAUUCAAAUUCGGAGACUAUAAAUGUGGUGGACGAUGAUUUAGCAACCGAAGCGGUAGCAAAUUCAAUAACAGAACCUGCACCAUCCCCACCGAAGGAACCACAAAUUUAUGAGUCGGAUUUGGAGACAGCUGAAUCAGAUACCGAUGAGGAGUUUUACGAUGAGCAUCCACAAAAGCUGGCCAGCGAAUUAUUAGCACAGAAACGUGCUCAAUUGAUAGCACAAACUCGUUUGUCACCCUCGCAUAAUUACGAUAUUGUGGAGAACAGCAGACCGUCCACGCCCUCAUUGCCAGAAGAUGUUGUUUGUGAAACGACCAGGGUCAAAUUGAAAAAGAAAAAACGUGAUCGCAAAUCAAGCUGCAAAACGAACUUAACUGUGCAUGCAACAAUAACAGCGAAGGCGAAGAGUGAAAAGAAUAAAACGAUUAACGAAACUGUAACCCCAGUACCUCUGAGUGGUGUAGAUAAUAUACCAUCUUAUGAAAUGGCACAGUCUUCAACAUCAAUUACAGAACCGCCAGUGGUACAGCAAAGCAAUAUGAUAUUGCCAUAUGCUGCCUUAACACUGCCAGUCGUCGAACAGUUGACACCGCGUCCAAUAGUAUCACAUCUCCCCAGUAGAAUGAGUGAAGGUAGUAGCUGUUCGGAUGCAGACGGUUCCUUAAAGCGCUCUAAACGCGCACGUCGUCCCAAUAAAUUUUACGGCUACACAAGUGACGAUGAGAAUAGUGGCAUUAAUUUGGGACAGCCUUUGAUGAUCGGCAUGCGCGCCAUCAAACCACAACCGCCACCACAACUGACAUGGCGCAAAGAAGAUUUACCGACGCCUUCAAAAAGUAUUGUUAAUCCAAAGGUUAAAACCGCAAGAACACCAAAAACACCAGGAACGCCAGUAAAUGCACUAAGCAGUGGUAUGCUCAACAUAACUGCUUCGACCUCGACAAAGAAAAAGCGCACAGCAGAGAGCACUGAAAAAGCGUCGUCGGCACGUAAGCGUCCCGCAAAGAAGGCAACAUCGUCCAAUAAACUCCCGCCAAUACCCACACUUAAAAUACGGCCAUCGCAACUGGGCCUAAACAAUGACGGUACGGCCAGUGGAACGGAACAGUUCCCAACGCCGCAAAUAUAUUCAUCCAGCAAAGAUACUGAUGACGAGGACGAUGACAACAGCAGUGAUGCCUCCACUGGCGAGGAGGAGGCGCACGCACAUGCCAGUUUAACGGCGUCGACAUCGCGACAACAGUGGAACAACAAUUCGCACUUGGCGACGCCAGUCCCUGCUGUACAUACACAACAACACCUAACGGCGCCAGCACCACCACCAGUCGUACAAACACCACAAGCCACAGUGUUUAACCAUAAGAUACCACCAGCUCUGUUACCGAAUCCAAAUUUUGAAACACUACAGUAUUUCAAAGCCAACAAUAUACGCUACCCAAUACGUCCGCCAGCCGGCGCCCGACAGGCUCGCGAUGGCGAAUCGGUAUACUGCUAUUGUCGCUGUCCCUACGACGAGGUAUCCGAAAUGAUUGCGUGCGAUGGCGAAAAUUGUCUCAUCGAGUGGUUCCACUUUGAGUGCGUGGGCAUUAUGGUGGCACCGCAGGGCAAGUGGUUCUGCGCCGAAUGUCGUCCCAAAUACUCUGAAGAGCUCUAUCCAACUGGCGGCAAUGUAUAAAAUAUGGUCGGAGCACGAAUGAAGAAGUGAAGUGAUAUAACAAAUAGAAAUUUUACAUGAAGUCCUAAAUACGCUUAUUAAUUAAUAAUUUCCUCUACUCUAAAUUUAACAAUAAUAUUACACAGAAAAUCAAUUAAUAUUAGUGUUGUAGACUAAAUAUAUACAGAUUUUGGCGCUGUUUAACAUUUCAGAGGUGUUGAGAAUUAACACUGGUUUUAAGUGAAUAUAAAACCGGAACUGGAAACCACGUUUUUAGUGCGCCUACGAAACACUUGAACUUGAAACUGGGUGAAUAACACUAAUAUCACAUACAUUUAUGCAAUACAUUGAUUUUAGUUUAUUAUAACGCAAGUAUGUAGUAUGUAAAUAUGUAAUUAUGUAGUCGCCUAUAAUUAAUUGCUCAUGAAAUUGUCAUUUGAAAUUUGAGAAGUAGAAGAAACAGCGACAAAAAUGCUAUGGAAGCAAUGAAAGCAAUUUCAAAAUGUUAUUUUUUUUCUUUUCUUUGUGUUAGAUUUAGUCGAGCUGUUGCCUGCACUGGAGCAGCAGCUCAUUUCUUUAUAGAUAUAUAUAUAUAUAUAUGUAUGUGUAUAUGUGGGCAAGAAAGUAAGCUGCACAAUUUGAAUUAAGCUUGUAAAUACUAAAUACACAAAUUCUCGUAAGUUUGUUGGUACGCUGCUGUACAGUGUAUCAUAUUUAUUUGGUGGUACGUCAUUUGAAAUUGGGUUUCGUUAUACGAUCUCCCAGUAUUUAAAAUAUUCAAAGGUUUUUGAGAUAACUUAGACUUAUUCAUAUAUAUAGUAGCUAAGCUCGCUAUAAUUAAUAAUUAGUUUGCGAAUUCAAAUAAACAUUGAGUUUCAUUUACUUUGAAAUAAAUAUAUAUGUAUGUAUGUAUGUA